Messenger RNA from Rhinichthys klamathensis goyatoka, 3457 nucleotides. It is a transcript of the gene nfx1, whose product is annotated as nuclear transcription factor, X-box binding 1. Gene Ontology annotation, biological process: negative regulation of transcription by RNA polymerase II. The transcript is spliced from 24 exons. Gene Ontology annotation, cellular component: nucleus. The coding region runs from base 113 to 3400 and encodes 1095 amino acids. The record is from RefSeq and is a predicted model, not a curated record. Gene Ontology annotation, molecular function: DNA-binding transcription factor activity, RNA polymerase II-specific; RNA polymerase II transcription regulatory region sequence-specific DNA binding; zinc ion binding. NCBI's taxonomy places the organism in Eukaryota, Metazoa, Chordata, Actinopteri, Cypriniformes, Leuciscidae.
UAUACCGGUAUUCAUAAUCUGUGCCUCUUUUUUUAUGGGCUUCUCGGUGUAAUUAUCACAUACUCAGCAGUCCUGAGAAAAUCUCGUCUAAACUGUCUUGAAUUCCUGCUGAAUGGCUGAAGCCUUCGUUACAGACACAUCAAAGUUGAACCCAGAGUCUGCUGAGUUUGUACCGCAAGCUAAAACCAAGCAGCCCCACUCUAGGAGAAGUUACAGUCAGCUGGACCACAGUCAGGACUGGGGGGCUCAACAUGUUAGGCCUCAUCCUCACUUUAGACAGUUCAGUGCGACUGAUCACAGUCAAAAUGAUUUUGAAAACCCUGCCAGCAAUACAUUAUUCACUCCUGACCUUGCCAUCAGAGGAGGCUUAAGAGGUAGAGGCAGAGGAAGACAAAUAGGAGGACGAGUAUAUGGUGGGCGCAAUAAUGAUCGUCACCCUCAGAGUGAGAGAUGGACAAAACGUGGAAGUGAUAGUGACUGGUCAGGUAGGGGCCGUGGAGCUGGUGGUCCUAAGCGACCCAACACGCCCACUUCUAACAGAUCGACAGAUGAGGAGAAGGAAAGAACAACUGUGGAAGCAGAUGUAAGUAAGUCUUAUCAAGACAGCCGACGGAAGAAGCCCAAUAAAGUAAGAGCUGAGAGAUCGAUAAAUGAGCCUUUGCCCAGGAAUAGGGAGGAGAACCAAGAAAACCAGGGUGUUGGAGGAGACGCAAAGCCUACAGCAGUUCAUGAACAUCCAGAGUCUGAGCAGAGGAACCAUAAGGGAUGGAGAGGUGGAGACCGCCGCAUACAGUCCAGUUCCCAGAGGAAAGGGCCGAUGCCUAACCAUGGGAUUGAGGGUAACUGGAGAGAAAGAGAACCUGUUCAGAUCAGAGGAGAGGAGAGGAGAGGUGCAGAAGAUGACAGUGAAAGACAUGAGGAGUCCAACAGGAACAGAGAAGGUGCGAGAGGGAAACGGGCACUACUGCAGAAUCCAGUGCCGAGGAGAGGUGGAGGGCCUGAGCGAAGAACAGGACCGGUGAAAUGCAUGGAGCCUCCCAAAAGCAAAGAAACACAGACAGGUUGUCUAAUUGAGCAGCUUACAGAGGAAAAGUAUGAGUGUAUGGUCUGUUGUGAAGUUAUCCGGGUUAUGGCUCCGGUUUGGAGUUGUCAGAGCUGUUUCCACGUAUUCCACCUUAACUGCAUCAAGAAAUGGGCUCGAUCACCUGCAUCUCAAGCUGAUGAUGGCAUUGGCACUGAAGGUUGGCGUUGUCCUGCAUGCCAGAAUGUGGCACUGAAAGCCCCAAAUGUGUAUACCUGCUUCUGUGGGAAGGUGACCAAUCCUGAGUUUCAGCGCACUGAGAUCCCUCAUAGCUGUGGAGAUAUGUGUGGGAAAAAGAGGAGUGGAGCGGAAUGCAAUCACCCCUGUAACAUCUUGUGCCAUCCUGGGCCCUGCCCACAAUGCCCUGCUUUUAUCACCAAAUCCUGCAUUUGUGGGAGAAUGAGUAAGCAGGUGCGUUGCAGUCAGGCAGGACCUUUGCUUUGUGAAGAAGUCUGUGGGGCUCUUCUGAACUGCUCAGAGCACUCCUGUGCCCAGGUGUGCCACUCAGGGCCAUGCCAACCCUGCCGACUUCGUGUCCAGCAAGCCUGCUUCUGUGGUGUGGUGUUCAGGGAGGUGGCAUGUGGAACUGAUCAUGAGAAUUUUGAUGGAUCAGGAUAUUUCUCCUGUUGCAAGCCAUGUGGAAAGGUGCUAGACUGCCAGUCUCAUCGCUGUCAGCAGCCAUGCCACCCUGGGCAGUGCCAGCCGUGUGCACUCAGCCCCAAGCUGGUACGCAGUUGUUCGUGUGGACAGACUCCACUCUCUAAGCUUCUAGAGCUUGGCUACCCAGAGAGAAAGACCUGUACUGACCCCAUCCCCUCCUGUGGCAAGACCUGCAACAAGCCUCUGCCAUGUGGAGAUGAUGAUUCUGUCCACUUGUGUGAAAAGCUCUGCCAUGAGGACAGCUGUGGGCCAUGCUCUUUGACAUCAUCUAUUAAAUGCAGAUGUGGCAGUAAUAGCAAGGAAGUUCCUUGUGCAGCGAUUCAGACUGAAGAGGACAUGGUGUUUACCUGUGAGAAACGCUGCAUCAAGAAGCGCUCUUGCGGCAGGCACAAGUGUGGAGAGUUGUGUUGUGUGGAUAUGGAGCAUAAGUGCUCAAUGAUUUGUGGCUACAAGCUCAAUUGUGGUCUACACCGAUGUCAGGACCUUUGUCACCGUGGCAACUGCCAGCCUUGUUGGCAAACCAGCUUUGACGAGUUGGCAUGCUUCUGUGGGGAGACUGUGCUCUUCCCGCCCAUCCCUUGUGGAACCAGACCUCCUGAAUGUAAAAACUUGUGUACCCGGAGUCAUGAUUGUGAUCACCCAGUGUUCCAUUCAUGCCAUAGUGAUGAGAUAUGUCCUCCCUGUACCUACCUCACUAAGAAGUGGUGCAUGGGUAAUCAUGAGCAAAGGAGUAAUAUCCCAUGCCACCUACAGGACAUCUCAUGUGGUUUAGUGUGUGAGAAGCUCUUACCUUGUACUUCUCAUCGGUGUAAGAGGAUAUGUCACCGCGGGGAAUGUCAGGCAGAUGGAGAGUGUAAGCAGCCAUGCACUCAUCCUAAACCUGGCUGUGGGCACCCCUGUGCUGCUCCCUGCCAUCCAGGAAUCCCCUGUCCACCCAAUAUCUGCAGUGCCAAGGUGGCACUGCAGUGUGACUGUGGCCGCAAGAAAGAGACCGUCCCUUGUGCUGAUGCAGCCAGUUCCUACCAAAGAUAUGCAGCUAUUGCUGUGGCCAGUAAGCUGUCAGAUAUGCAGCUGGGAGAGUCUGUUGAUAUUGGACAGCUCACAAAGAAGGAGCAGAAAAAGGCCAGAUUGGAGUGUGAUCAAGAGUGCGCUACACUGGAGAGGAACAGACGGCUAGCUGAGGCCCUGCAGAUUGAUCACACAGUGGAUCCCUUCAACAAGUCAACAUCUUCCAAAUUUACUGACUCUCUCAAAGAGGAUGCAAGGAGAGAUUUCAAGUUCGUCAGUGAAGUUGAGGAAGAGAUUAAAAAUUUAGUUGAAUUGGCUAAUAAGGGUAAACCAUCUAAAAGGAGUCACUGUUUCCCACCUAUGAAGCGUGAACACCGGAGAAUUAUCCAUGAGCUAGCUGAGGCAUAUGGUGUGGAAAGCGUCAGCUAUGACAGCGAACCCAAGCGUAAUGUAGUGGUCACUGCUAUCAGGGGGAAAUCAGCAUGUCCUAACUCUACUCUGGCUGCUUUGAUUGAAAGGGAAACUGUUGCCAGAGCCCCUCCUCCCAUUGCCCACAUCAAACAACACAACAGCAAGGCUGACAAUAGUAACGCUUGGAUGAAACCAUCUAAAGAGGAGCCCACAAUUGAUUAUUUUGAUGUGCAGGAUUGAUAUGGAAUUUUGAAUAGUCACUGUAAUAACAAUCACAAAAUAAAACUUUCCAAAGUC